Messenger RNA from Acanthamoeba castellanii str. Neff, 783 nucleotides. RefSeq lists its product as uncharacterized. Gene Ontology annotation, cellular component: nucleus. The transcript has 9 exons. The record is from RefSeq and is a predicted model, not a curated record. Bases 1 to 783 code for a protein of 260 amino acids. Lineage: Eukaryota; Discosea; Longamoebia; Acanthamoebidae. Gene Ontology annotation, molecular function: polyubiquitin modification-dependent protein binding.
AUGGACGAGUCGAGUAGGAUUUCGAUACCGGGAGUGAUAUUGGCAGCCCUGCUGCACGACAUGGAGGGCCACUCGGGCGACCUGGAGGGCUUCUUGUUCGGGUCCACCACGCGCCACGUAGUAGACAAUGUAGAAGAUGCCGAGCUCGGCGUACAAGAGGGCAAGACUCGGCUAGGGCGCCCGUUUAGCUUCUACGAUCAGCUGGGCCGAGUGGUGCCCGACCAGCUGCGCGCCUUCUGCGCAGAUCGACCCCACCACUCGCUCAUCGGUUGGUUCAAGUUUCGACGGAACACGCCGCCCCGCCUGUCGGCGAGAGAGCUGGAAGUGCACGCCCAGCUGUGCCAGCUGUACCAAAAAGAGCUCAACAAGGACCGGGAUCUGAAGCACUUUGGAUUCGUGAUGGGACUGUUCACGUCGUUCAAGGCGGCGGAGAUCAUCUCCUACGACUAUCGCUUCGUGCAGAUCGACGGCGAACGACAAAUGCGACCAAUACAGCUGGAGGUCAUCAACAUAGAGCACAGCCCGCAGCAGGAAUACGCGUCGUUUGCUCCCGUAACCGAUUUCUCCACCACCCUGAGCGCAGCGCUGAAUCCGGUGCGGGAUUCGGUCAAGCUGAUGGACAACCUCUUCGACGCCUCCAUGCGAGAGCUCAAAAGCGUGGCGCUGGAGGUGCACGAAAGCACGAAGGAGGUGCGAAAGCUGGAACGUGAAAUCGAAGAGCUCAAGCGGAGCCUCGGACAAGCCACCACGCCACGGCCGCUGAACGCUUCCUUCGGCAACUGA